Messenger RNA from Phialemonium atrogriseum, 4248 nucleotides. RefSeq lists its product as uncharacterized. Gene Ontology annotation, molecular function: tRNA binding; tRNA (cytidine-N5)-methyltransferase activity; GTP binding. NCBI's taxonomy places the organism in Eukaryota, Fungi, Ascomycota, Sordariomycetes, Cephalothecales, Cephalothecaceae. Gene Ontology annotation, cellular component: cytoplasm; nucleus. Gene Ontology annotation, biological process: tRNA methylation. The coding region runs from base 1 to 4248 and encodes 1415 amino acids. The transcript has 5 exons. The record is from RefSeq and is a predicted model, not a curated record.
AUGCCUCCUCGAUAUUCACCUAAUCCGAUUCAGUUCUUGCCGUUUCUCUACCCGUCUCUCUUUGUCAGGCAGAGUACCAAUGUUCGGCGACUUCCCUUGCUAGCAUUUUGGAGUCGAUCUAGCAGCACCGAAAGCGAAUCCGCCGAGCCCCGAUCCCGACUCAACCCGGCGCCAGAUGAUUUCUUCACUCCCAAUUUCGCCGACAAGGCGAAAGUGACCAUAUAUGCAGGAGGCGGUGGUGACGGUUGCAUUUCCUUCUUGCGCGAGGCCUACGUGGAUGAGGGACCUGCGAACGGCGGAGACGGCGGUCACGGGGGGAACGUCUACAUCCAGGCGGUACAUGGCGAAACCUCGCUCCAUAAGCUAGCCCGAAGGCGCUUCAUCCGUGCCGAGAGGGGGAAACACGGGCAGGGGAGCUCCCAAGGCGGCCAAAGGGGGGAGGAUGUGAUCAUCACUGUACCUGUUGGCACCGUCGUGAAGGAGUUGAGCCGGCAGGACCCCGAAGCAGCGCAAGCGUUCUUGGCGGAUAGGCGGCGGCGCAGAACUCGGUCGCCAGCCCCUCCCAAACCCGCACCCGAAGCGACCGCUGAAGGCGAACCGGCGGAAGACCCCGACCGGCACAAGUGGCUGCUUUAUCCAGGCGUGUCAUCUUCCGAGGCUGCGAGGAUUGUGGUGCCACGGCUGCCCCGUCGUGACCGCCUGUAUGCGCAACCUCCCUCGCCGAUCCAUCUGGAUCUUUCCCGACCGACUAUCCGGCCGAUCCUCCUGGCUGCUGGAGGCAUUGGCGGGCUGGGAAAUCCACAUUUCGUUUCUAGGGAUUACCCCAGGCCGCUCUUUGCGACCAGGGGCGAACCGGCCAUCUCAAUGGAGAUUGAGCUUGAACUCAAACUCUUAGCCGAUGUUGGCUUAGUGGGCUUGCCAAACGCCGGCAAAAGCACGCUGAUCCGGGCUCUAAGCAACAGUCGGGCGCGGGUCGGUCACUGGGCAUUCACAACACUACUACCUAACAUCGGCACCGUCGUUCUCGACAAUAACAAGGGACGCCCGGUCGUCACCAGCUAUCGUCGGAAAUCUGUUUCGGAGUCCCCUGAUCCCUUUGCUACCGCCGCGGAAGCAGAGACGGAGUUGGAACGGAGAACUAGGUUCACAAUCGCCGAUAUUCCUGGUCUCAUUGAAGGCGCCCAUCUAGACCGGGGGCUUGGAAUUGCCUUCCUUCGCCACGUGGAGCGGGCCGGCGUCCUCGCCUUCGUCAUCGAUUUGAGCGCCGGGAAUGCGGUCAAGGCACUGAAUGCACUUUGGAACGAAGUCGGGCUCUAUGCCAGGAUGCGAGAAGAGGAGGAAAAUGACCGGGAGAGGGACUCCCGGAUCGACUGGGACAUCGGAGCUGGCACAGACGGCACGGGCUCCCAGGGCAUGGGGUCGAUGACGAUGGCGGAUUGCCCGCUACCUCCCCCCAACCCAACCGGCCUGCAUAUAGCAGCAAAGCCGUGGUUUGUGGUGGCCACGAAGGGCGAUUUGCCGGACACGCAGCAGAACUACGAGGAGCUAAGGGAAUACCUCGGCAGCAUCACCAGAGGGGACACGCCUCAUCCGAGUGGGAUCGAGGAUGGGUGGACGGAGAAUUGCGUGGCUAUCCCUGUUCGGAGGGCCUCAAUUGAUAGUAUGGCACGAAAUAAGUUCAAGAACCGUGGCGGUCGUGGAGGCUUCCGACGAGAUACCCGUCGCGGCGGUGGAGGAUCGCGCCCCUACCAAAGCUACCCCGAUGUUCCCAAGGCGAACGAGAGGCUCGAGGGGUACUACAAUGCCUUGCUCAACCUGCCUGAUGAGGAGAAGAAAGAGUUCUGGGAUGCGCUCAAGCGGGAGCUUCCCAACAGCUUCAGAUUCUGCGGCUCUAAAGGACACGCCCUCGCCGUCAAGCGACUUCUGCAGUCUAGAUAUAUCCCCGAGAUCACCAAAAUCACCAACGUGGAUGGCCAGGCUGUCGAUCCGCCCAAGCCAGUGCCAUGGUAUCCCGACAACCUCGCAUGGUGGAUGACCACCCCGAAAAACGUCAUUCGGAAGUUUCCCCCGUUUGCCGCCUUCCAGAAGUUCCUCGUGUCCGAAACCAGCGUGGGCAACAUCAGUCGCCAGGAGGUUGUCAGUAUGAUCCCACCCCUGUUGAUCGAUGUUCGACCUGGCAUGGUAGUUUUGGAUUUGUGUGCGGCCCCUGGAAGCAAGGCUGCUCAGCUCCUCGAGAUGGUCCAUCGGGGCGAAGAGGCCCGUAUGCACAAGGUCAUCAGCUCGUUUUCUGAGAAUGGCUAUGGAGUGAAGACCGAGGAGGCAGAAGACGAGGCCGCCAGGCUAGAGGCGGAUCCGAGCGACGACGGCAGGGCCACAGGCCUGUUAAUCGCGAAUGAUUCGGACUACAAGCGGAGCCACAUGCUUAUCCACCAGCUGAAGAGGCUUUCUUCCCCGAACAUGGUCGUCACCAAUCAUGAUGCCACCAUGUUCCCUUCGAUCAAGAUACCAAACCUCGAGGACCCGUCCAAGAAUAACUACCUCAAGUUCGACCGGAUCCUUGCGGAUGUCCCCUGUUCUGGAGACGGAACCCUGCGGAAGAACGUGAACCUGUGGAAAGAUUGGAACCCUGGCAAUGCUCUUGGGCUCCAUGUUACACAGGUCCGGAUCUUGGUUCGCGCCAUGCAGAUGCUAAAGGUUGGAGGCCGAGUGGUUUACUCCACCUGCAGCAUGAAUCCCAUUGAGAAUGAAGCUGUAGUCGCUGCUGCCAUCGAGAGAUGUCGUGGGCCGGAAUACAUCGAGAUCCUCGAUUGCGCCGACCAGCUCCCUCUCUUGAAGAGGAGAGACGGGCUCAAGAAGUGGCAGGUCGUUGAUAAAACCGGCCGCAUGUGGAAUACCUGGGCGGAGGUUGAAAAAUUCGCGAAGACCACCGAGGACGGAGUGGCCCCUAGCCGUCUUGUGGACACGAUGUUCCCAAGGCCCGAGGGUAGCGAUUGCGCGGAUCUUCCCCUUGAUCGCUGCAUGAGGGUGUACGGUCAUCUGCAGGACACGGGUGGCUUUUUCAUCACUGUCUUGGAAAAGAAGGCCGAAUUCAAAGCCAAGCCGGAGGAUGCGAGGAAGGUCCCCAACACUGCGAAUGGUGCCAAGCGUCCGCGGGAAGACGAUGCUGUGGCGAGCGAGGACACCAAACGACAGAAGGUUUCCGAAGUCGACGGCAGCAGCGAAACACCGACGGCUGGCGCGGCAGAGGUCCAGGAAAAGAAGGAUGACCAGAAGACUGAACCGGAGCUUGUCCCUGAACCCAUCUCCGAAUCCGUCACUGAACCCGCCUCUGAAGUUGAUGCGGCCAUGACCGGCGUCAGUGAUUCGGCGGCAGCGACCCCCUUAAAUGCGCAGACUCCAAAUUCCGGUGCGCCUCAGAUCGAGAGGAAACGAAAACAGGAGGGCCCAUAUGAAGAGCCCUUCAAAUAUAUCUCCUCUGAUAAUGAUGUGAUCAAGGAUGUCACAAAGUUCUACAACAUCUCACCCAGGUUCCCCACGGAUCGCUACCUGGUGCGGAACAUGUUGGGAACGCCAGCAAAAUCCAUCUACUACACGAGCGCCCUGAUCCGCGAUGUACUCAUCCUCAACGAGGGUCGCGGGGUCAAGUUCAUCCACGCUGGCGUCAAGAUGUUCGUCAAGCAGGACUCGCCGUCGGCCGAGGUGUGCCGGUGGCGGAUCCAGUCGGAGGGCAUGCCGAUCCUGCACGGCUACGUGGGGCCGGAGCGCGUCGUCGUGCUCCGGGAGAAGGAGACGUUCCGCAAGCUCCUCGUCGAGAUGUUCCCCAAGAUCUCGGACGGCCUGUGGAGCAACCUCGGCGAGGUGGGCGAGAGGGUCCGCGAUGUCGGCAUGGGCUGCUGCGUCCUCCGGGUCGAGCCCGACGGGACCGACCCGGACUUCAACGAGCGCAUGGCCCUCCCGCUGUGGAAGAGCUUCCAGUCGCUCAACCUCAUGCUGCCCAAGGAGGACCGCAGCGCCAUGCUGCUGCGCAUCUUCAACGACACCACCCCGCUGGUCAACAUCAGCCUCAAGAAGAAGAGCGAGCAGGACGCGAAGGCGGGGGAGGCCGAGGCGGACGAGGUCAAGGCGGAGGAGGGGGAGGAGUCGGCCACCGAAGAGGCUGGUGCUGUGGAGCCCCACCCGGAGAUCAAGGCGGAGGAGACCUACGUCGACCCCCAGGUCGCAGAGGAUGCGCCGUCCGAGGAGGACUAG